This is a messenger RNA of Periconia digitata, 6158 nucleotides long. The record is from the annotation of a GenBank genome assembly. NCBI's taxonomy places the organism in Eukaryota, Fungi, Ascomycota, Dothideomycetes, Pleosporales, Periconiaceae.
UUCCAGGAAGCGCCGUAUCGUUACCCUCGUUAUGUCUGGAGAGGGAAAUUCUACCACGCUGGAAGGUGCUCAGGCAGAAUGGCUGGAGCGUCUCGACGCCAUGCGCAAAGCCAUCGCUGAACUGAAGCUGCCGCCUGAUGUUCAAAACACUUCCCCAUAUGGCCAGGAUUUGGAUAUCGAUGAUGACGACCUUUCCGGGACGGCCAGCGGCGAGGAUAUCUGGGAUGUCAUUAGCGACGAAUAUGAAGAGGAUUACAGCAGCGACCAACUAGAUGCGCAGACAUUCCAGGAUGAAGCGCCCAAAUACGGCCAGCAAUGGCUGGCAGACAUGUGCACGCUUGUGGCCCAACGAGGCUCAGGCCUAGAUGCGGCUGCCCUCAAAGACCAGAUAUUGGCCAUUCUGUCCAGUGAUAGCAAUGACGAAGAGUUGCAGAUGAUGUUGGCGGACAUGGUGGGAUACGGGGAGUUGGAUCUUGUGGCCGAUCUUAUUUCGCACCGGCAGGAUGUUACACGAUCUCUGCACGAGCCCAGCAAUGGCGCCCUCGUGGACCGUCUUCAAUCUAGAGUAGAAAGGGAGGAAGCUCUAAGACGCCAGGACUGGGAACACAAAAAUGCCUCUUUGGCCCCAUCUCUAGAUCGUAAAGGUCCCCAAUAUCCUCACGUCUAUCGAACUCAUGAGGCAGGAAACAAGCUCUCUUCAUAUGGCAAAAAAUAUGCUCUGCCUCCAAAUCACACCCACUACGACGAUAACAUCUACGAAGAGUAUGCCAUUCCAGCUGCUCCUGUUGGUACCAUUGGUGCCGGCCGCAAGUUAGUCGAAAUCGCAGACAUGGACGGUCUCUGCCAGCGCACCUUCAAAGGCUACAAAUCAUUGAAUCGCAUGCAGAGUCUGGUUUAUCCUGUGGCCUACCAAACCAGCGAAAACAUGCUAAUUUGUGCCCCUACUGGUGCUGGUAAGACGGAUGCAGCUAUGCUCACCAUUCUGAACACCGUAGCCAAGUACACCACUCCAAACCCCAUUGAGAAUCCAGAAGCAACCGAAUUUGCUGUGUCAUCGGCAGACUUCAAGAUUAUAUACGUCGCUCCCAUGAAGGCUCUUGCCGCCGAAGUUACCGAAAAGCUGGGAAAGCGUCUUUCGUGGCUCGGUGUCAAGGCUCGCGAGUUGACAGGAGACAUGCAUUUGACCAAAGCGGAAAUUCUAGACACUCAGAUUAUCGUCACCACACCUGAAAAAUGGGACGUGGUGACUCGAAAGAGCACCGGCGACACAGAACUCGUACAAAAAGUCCGCCUUCUUAUCAUUGAUGAAGUCCACAUGCUACAUGAUGAACGUGGUGCGGUACUUGAAAGCUUAGUGGCCAGAACACAACGCCAAGUUGAAAGUACUCAGUCUCUCAUCCGUAUCAUUGGUUUAUCUGCAACCCUUCCCAACUAUGUGGAUGUUGCCGACUUCCUGAGGGUGAACAAAAUGGCUGGCCUGUUUUACUUUGAUGCCUCGUUCCGUCCUGUUCCCUUGGAACAACACUUCAUAGGAGCCAAGGGCAAAGCCAAUAGCGCGAAGUCAAGAGAAAACUUGGAGCGGGUGGCUUUUGACAAGGUCAAGGAGAUGCUUGAGCGCGGUCAUCAAAUCAUGGUGUUCGUGCAUUCGCGAAAAGACACAGUCAAAACUGCUAGGAUGCUGCAUGAGAAGGCAACCGAAGAACAAUGUACCGAUCUGUUCGACCCGACGCAGCACCCAAGAUACGACGUAGCAGUUCGAGAUAUGAAACAAUCCAAAGGAAGAGAACUGCGUGAGUUGCUUAAUAAGGGUAUGGGCACUCAUCACGCCGGUAUGCCUCGGUCGGACAGAAACCUUGUAGAGCGACUCUUUGGGGAGGGUGUUAUCAAAGUUCUCUGCUGUACGGCAACGUUGGCUUGGGGUGUAAACUUGCCUGCUGCUGCAGUGCUCAUCAAAGGAACCCAAGUUUACAGUGCCCAAGACGGAAAGUUUGUCGAUCUUGGUAUACUUGACGUGCUACAGAUCUUUGGUCGUGCGGGUAGACCUCAGUUUCAAGAUACGGGUAUCGGCUUCAUUUGCACCACGCACGACAGACUCGAUCAUUACAUGAAGGCGGUAACAGAACAACAGCCCAUCGAAUCCAGGUUCUCAGCUAAGAUGGUGGACAAUCUCAACGCCGAGAUCUCGCUCGGUACGGUGACCACCGUACCGGAAGCUGUCCAGUGGCUGGGUUAUUCCUACCUUUUUGUUCGUAUGCAGAAGAGUCCUCUGGCCUAUGGUAUCGAAUGGGCCGAGAUCCGAGAUGACCCUCAGCUCGUCCAGCGCCGGCGGAAGCUCAUCAUCGAUGCAGCACGAACCUUGCAGAAGAGCCAAAUGAUCAUAUUCAACGAGACUACCGAAGACCUGCGUGCCAAGGAUGUCGGUCGUAUUGCUAGCCAGUUCUACGUUCAGCAGUCGAGUGUCGAGAUCUUCAACACUAUGAUGAAUCCACAAGCCUCCGAUGCAGAUGCUAUGGCAAUGGUCAGUAUGAGUGGAGAGUUUGAUCAGAUACAGUCUCGCGAAACCGAACAAAAAGAGCUUUCCUCUCUGCAAGAAGAGGGCUACGUAGUCACCGAGGUCAAAGGUGGUGUCGGUACGCCCCAUGGAAAGACGAAUGUCCUUUUACAAGCGCAUAUAUCGCGAGCAAGGCUCGAGGACUUCACACUCGUUUCCGACACCAAUUACAUUACUCAAAAUGCUACCCGCAUUGCUCGCGCACUGUUCAUGAUUGCACUGAAUCGUCGAUGGGGUUAUCAGUGUCUAGUUCUUCUCAGCUUGUGUCAAUCGAUCGAGCGCCAGGUCUGGGCUAUUGAACACCCUCUGCACCAAUUCGAUCUUCCGCAGCCAGUUCUCCGCCAGCUGGAUCAAAAGUACACUUCCAUUGAGGCAUUGCGCGAUAUGGAACCUGCUGAGAUCGGUCAAUUGGUCCACAAUACCAAGAUGGGCAAUGUCAUUUCUCGUCUGCUUGACAACUUCCCCACACUGAGCAUUGAAAGUGAGAUUGCGCCUUUGAACCGAGACGUUCUUCGCAUUCGCCUAUGGCUUACGCCUGACUUCAAGUGGAAUGACCGACACCAUGGAACUUCUGAGCCUUUCUGGAUCUGGGUGGAGAAUUCGGAGACAUCCGAAAUCUUUCACUACGAAUACUUCAUCCUGUCACGCAAGAAGCUCUAUGAUGACCAUGAGCUGAACUUCACAAUCCCGCUCUCCGAUCCUUUACCAUCUCAGAUUUACGUGCGAGCCGUAUCCGACAGAUGGUUGGGCGCCGAGACCGUUCACCCAAUCUCGUUUCAGCAUCUGAUUCGACCUGACACUGAAAGUGUAUAUACGGAUCUGCUGAAUCUACAACCACUACCGAUCUCUGCACUCAAGAACCCUCUUCUGGAGGAACUGUACAGCAAACGUUCCCAGUAUUUUAAUCCGAUGCAGACACAGAUCUUCCACUGUUUGUACCAUACAUCAGCCAAUGUGCUUCUAGGAUCGCCGACGGGAAGUGGAAAGACAACAGCAGCUGAGCUCGCCAUGUGGUGGGCUUUUCGUGAGAAGCCUGGGUCCAAAGUUGUAUACAUUGCGCCCAUGAAAGCACUUGUUCGGGAACGAGUUCAGGAUUGGGGCAAGCGCCUGGCAGGACCCAUGGGUUUGAAGCUUGUCGAAUUGACUGGUGACAAUACGCCCGACACACGCACCAUUCGUGAUGCUGAUAUCAUCAUUACCACACCUGAAAAGUGGGAUGGUAUCAGUAGAAGCUGGCAGACACGUGGCUACGUGCGACAAGUGAGUCUCGUCAUAAUCGACGAAAUUCAUCUGCUCGGCGGCGACCGUGGGCCAAUUUUGGAAAUUAUUGUGUCCAGAAUGAACUACAUCGCUUCGCAAAGCAAAGGCUCUGUUCGACUCCUCGGUAUGUCUACAGCCUGUGCGAAUGCCAGCGACCUCGGGAACUGGCUCGGUGUCAAGGAAGGCCUUUUCAAUUUCCGCCAUUCUGUCCGCCCUGUGCCACUGGAAAUCUUCAUCGACGGAUUCCCUGAGCAACGCGGAUUCUGCCCAUUAAUGCAAUCGAUGAACAGACCGACAUUCCUCGCGAUCAAACAACAUUCUCCGGAAAAGCCUGUGAUUGUCUUUGUGGCGUCUCGUCGUCAGACACGUCUCACCGCGCGCGAUUUGAUCAAUUUUUGCGGCAUGGAGGACAAUCCCCGCCGAUUCUUGCAUAUGUCUGAAGAUGAUCUUGCUCUCAACCUUGAGAGAGUCCAGGACGAUGCGUUACGUGAAGCUUUGAGCUUUGGUAUUGGGCUGCAUCAUGCUGGUCUCAAGGAAACCGAUCGCUCGUUAUCGGAAGAACUCUUUGCCAACAACAAGAUUCAAAUCCUCGUCGCUACCAGUACCCUUGCUUGGGGUGUCAAUCUUCCUGCGCACUUGGUUGUUGUCAAAGGCACCCAGUUCUUUGAUGCAAAGACCGAAGGAUACAAGGAUAUGGAUCUUACUGAUGUUCUUCAAAUGCUCGGACGAGCUGGACGACCUCAAUUCGACUCUUCUGGUGUGGCCAGAAUCUUCACUCAAGAUGCGAAGAAGGAGUUCUACAAACAUUUCCUGCAUACAGGUUUUCCAGUGGAGUCAUCACUGCACAAAGUCCUUGAUAACCAUCUGGGCGCUGAAAUUUCUGCCGGUACUAUCGCUACGAAGCAGGAUGCUCUCGACUAUCUCACCUGGACGUUCUUCUUUCGCCGUCUACACAAGAAUCCUUCGUUCUAUGGCCUGGAGAUUUCUGCAGAAGAGCAUAAUACUAUUGCAGCUCAGACCAUGGCAAAUGACUAUAUGAUCAACCUAGUCGAGGCGUCUCUAAAUGAUCUAGCCGAAUCAUCCUGCGUUGAACUAAGCGGCACUGGGGACGUUGACGCAACGCCCCUAGGCAAGAUUAUGAGUUACUACUACCUCAGCCACAAAACCAUCCGGUACCUCGUAAAGCACGUCAAACGCUCAGCAACGUUUGCCGACGUCCUCUCCUGGGUCUCCCACGCCACCGAAUACGACGAACUUCCCGUCCGCCACAACGAAGACUUAAUCAACGCUGAGCUAUCUAAAAACCUCCCCAUUCCCGCCGAUGACUUCGGCCUACCCAUGUGGGAUCCGCACGUGAAGUCCUUCCUCCUUCUACAAGCCCACUUCUCACGCAUCGACCUCCCCAUUACCGACUACGUCGGCGAUCAAACCAGUGUUCUCGACCAGAGUAUUCGUAUCGUGCAGGCCUCCAUCGAUGUCCUGACAGAACUCGGCUACCUCAGCAGCUGCGAAACCAUGAUCACCCUCCUCCAAGCCAUCAAAUCCGCCCGUUGGCCCACCGACGGCACCCUCUCCAUUUUCCCAGGCGUAACUCCAGAUCUCGAAAACAAACGUCUCGAGCACCCCAAAGCGACCCCCAAAACUCUCGUUGACGCCUCCACGGCUUCCACAUCUGUUCUCGAAAAGGCAGCGAGGUUCGCAGGUAUAUCUACUCCAGCCGGCAUCAAACGUUUCCUCGAACCCGUCUCGCGCCUACCGGUGCUCAAGCUCGCACUUCCGAACGUCAACGCAGUCAGUCUUACCGUCAAUCUCGAACGCGUCAAUCCCGCGCGCGUACAGCAAGGUGGUGGCGGAGGCGUUAGGAUCUAUGCACCGCGGUACCCGAAACCGCAGACCGAAGGAUUCUUCGUCAUCGUUGCGUACAAGGGCACAGACGAGAUCAUCGCAUUGAAGCGUGUAGGGUGGAACGACCCAUCCAGAAACAAUAACAACAACAAUUCACAAUCUGGUCGGGGAGGACGCGGUCGUGGUGGUGGUGGUGGUCGCGCAGGCGCUGGCGCUGGCGCGGCGCAGAAACUACACGGUUCCGCCAAGAUCUCGAUCCCGGAGGAGGUGCAGGGCAAGAAGAUCGAUGUGCGUGUGCUGAGUGAUUCGUAUCCUGGUAUGAGCUGGUGUAUCGAUGGUGUGGACGUGCCUGAGGCGCCGAGGGUGGAUGAUGGCGGCAAAGAUAAGGGGAAGAUGAAGGGAGCGGAUGCGGAUAUGGUGGAGUGAGUAAGUGAGCGAGCGAGGUGACGGCAUUUCGAGCAUCGUAAGAGCAAAGUAUCCAGUAUGAAGCUUGAAGUGAAUG